Messenger RNA from Dicrocoelium dendriticum, 1069 nucleotides. The record is from the annotation of a GenBank genome assembly. Lineage: Eukaryota; Metazoa; Platyhelminthes; Trematoda; Plagiorchiida; Dicrocoeliidae.
GGCGUUUCAUCUUGCAUUUUGCAUCUGUUAUUUGCGUAUAAUGUAUGAAUUUGCGUGCCAAUCAUUCUGCAGCAUUUGUGCCUUCAGUGCUUUGUCUGAAGCAGGAAGCAAGCAAAGGCUCAACGCAGCAGUUCGUUCUGGUCAGCCUACCGGGAACACGCAUCGAUCGAGGUCGGAAGAAAAGAGACCAGUUCACAACGUCGCGACCAAUCGGACACCCAGAUCAGUCACGGCGUCUCUGAGCCGCAAGCGAGACGAGGAACGGGAGGAGAGGAGAUCCAUGAUGAUCGCUCGACGAUGUGAAGAGGCGAUUGAAUUUGCUACUCAGGUCUUCUCCGAAGUUGCAAUGGCAAAAUCUCAAUUUGGAAAUUCGAACAAGGCCACGGUAUCCAAAAAAAUUGCUUCUACCGGUGGACCGUCGCAACGUGGUGCACCUACCUUGGCCAAUCGUGGGACGCGAAAACCUCCCCGAGUGAAAAUAUUGCAACAAAUCUCCCGUCCACAAAUCUCGAUAACUGAUGCCAAGCCUGCCACUAAGGGUGUCAUUUCGACACCUCGUCGGGGCCGGGGAAAGGAUCCUCGUCACCGCGGUGGACGUGGAGCUAGCCCUCUCUCUCCCACAGCUCCUCGGCGAGGCUUGGUGAGUCCAACUACAUCGCAAGCUCUCAUCUCGGACGAGGAGGAUCAACAGACCACCAUUUUGAGCGAUUGGUCAGUGGACAGCCAAGUGAAGCGUAUUCUGUCUCGGAAAGAGGAUGGUGCACUCGCUGGUCAUCUGGGCGGCUCACCAUCGUGGUCCACCGUAAGGGACGCAGAAACACCCAGGAUUUUCACUGUGAGUGGUUGGCCGACGACACAUGCGGAAUCGGAUCAGCUCACGGACGAUGGGAAUGCAGUGAGCACGACAACCUUCAUCGAUUGGAAUGAAAUUGAUCAAUUGCUUCAAAACAACUAGAUACUUGUUGACUGCUUUUAUUGUGCACUUCAUGUCAUGUGAAAAACACUGAUGUGCUAGUGUGUUACUGUGUUUCUUACGAACGAUAUGGUUACCCCCAAUUUGAACUCCUCA